UUAGCUUAUGAGGCGAGAUUGGCAGCGAGCUAAUUAGUUAGCUAAGCUAACGCUUGCAACUGUAAACGUUGCGAUAUUCGUCAAGUCACUUAAGCUGUUCAGUAUAGAGGCUAUGAGGAAAAACGAAGUGUUUUAUAACUUGUAUUGUAUUUGUAACAGUUCACCGAGCGUACAGUAGUUAAAACAAGCGAAACCAACAUGUUAGAUCAGUGAAAUCCUGCAAACAGUUUACAUUUAUCGAUAUGGAAGAACGUACCAUAAGCUGCUUUUUCCCCGGACAAGUGUUUAACGUUAAUGGGUAUUGUGCUUGACGUCCCAUUUAAGAUAAUAUGAUGCUACUGACGUACUGUCAAAAACUGAAUAUGAUCCCUCAGUCCAGUUUCAAAAGUUAGUAAUAAAAUUAAUGUUACAUCAUCAUUUUACAUCAGGCUUACUGGAUGUUAAUGCGCUCCAUCUGCCGGAUGAUGUACGACGAAAACGAGGAUUUGUCUGAUGUGGAAGAAAUUGCAAACAUAAGAGGUUUCAGUGUGGAGGAAAAGCUUGUCAGUGGCAGUUACAGCGCACAGUAUGUCCAGUUGAUGGAGGGUAAAGACUUUUCUUAUGAAUAUGUGCAAAGGGAGGCUCUCAGGAUCCCACUCAUUUUUAAAGAGAAAGAUGGACUAGGGAUCAGAAUGCCUGAUCCAGAAUUUACAGUCAGUGAAAUUAAAGGCCUGGUUGGCAGUCGACGGUCUGUGGAUGUUAUGGACGUGAGCACUCAGAAGGGCUCUGAAAUGAGCAUGGCUCAGUUUGUCCGUUAUUAUGAGACACCAGAGGAAGAGCGGGAUAAACUCUUCAAUGUCAUCAGCUUAGAGUUCAGCCACACUAAGCUGGAGAACCUCAUCAAGCGGCCCACAGUGGUGGAUCAAGUCGACUGGGUGGACAACAUGUGGCCUCCUGAUCUGAAACACAGCCAAACAGAAGCCACCAAUGUAAUCUCAGAGAUGAAGUACCCUAAAGUGCAAAGGUAUUGUUUGAUGAGUGUGAAGGGCUGCUACACGGACUUCCACAUUGAUUUCGGAGGAACCUCUGUUUGGUAUCACGUCUUCAAGGGACAGAAAGUUUUUUGGCUUGUGCCUCCAACCCCUCAUAACCUUGCUCUUUAUGAGGACUGGGUCCUAUCAGGCAAGCAGAGUGAUAUCUUCCUGGGAGACCGAGCUGAUGGAUGCCAGAGAGUGGAGCUUAAGCAAGGAUACACCUUCUUCAUCCCAUCUGGGUGGAUUCAUGCUGUCUACACUCCCGAAGACACACUGGUGUUUGGAGGCAACAUUCUGCACAGUUUCAACAUUCCUAUGCAGCUUACCAUCUAUGAGAUAGAGAACAGGACUAAGGUUCAUUCCAAGUUUCGUUUCCCCUUCUACUGUGAGAUAUGCUGGUACGUCCUGGAGAGGUACCUGCACUGCCUGACCAAACGGUCCUACUUUUCUCAGGAGAGCCGCAAAGAGCCUGCAGUAAUGGACAAUGAGACGAAGGCAAACACAGAGAGUCCCUCCUCUGACUCAAGGAGCCAGGACAUGAACGAGGACUCGUGUGAGACUCAGGUCAGGGAUGAUCAGGGUGAAAAAUAUGAGAAAGUCGCCCAUGAUGGCCCCUGCUCUCCCGACAACCGGCGAGGCCAGCACCUCAAAGCUGUUUUAUCUGUUGACUCUGAGGACAGCUGUAAUCCCGGCUCCACCUCCCUAGAUUUCCCCCAAACUCCAUCUGACUCUCCAGCCUCAGAGUCUCAGAAUAAAUGGACACAUUUGACCGAGUUUGAACUGAGUGGACUCCGGACGCUGGUUGAGAAGCUGGAGUCACUCCCUGAAAAUAAGAAAUGUGUUCCGCGGGGAAUAGAGAACCCACAAGCCCUGCUGGAUGACAUGAAGGUUGUCUUAAAAGAACAUGCUGAUGAUGACCCCAAAUUAGCGAUCACUGGAGUCCCUGUGGUGUACUGGCCUAAGAGAACUAUAAAGCCGCGGCCUCCCAACCGGCCGAAACCUAAGAUGGCAGCAUCUCCUGCAUCAGCAGUCAAGUUGUCAGCCAGUCGGGGAACAUCUGGUGCCAGGAGGAGACGGACGCGCUGUCGGAAGUGUGAGGCAUGCCUGCGGACCGAGUGCGGGGAGUGCCACUUCUGUAAAGACAUGAAGAAGUUUGGCGGGCCAGGCCGGAUGAAACAGUCCUGCAUCAUGAGGCAGUGCAUUGCACCUGUACUGCCCCACACAGCAGUGUGUCUUGUCUGUGGAGAGGCAGGAAAAGAGGACACAGUGGAGGAUGAGGAAGAGAAAUUUAACCUUAUGCUCAUGGAGUGCUCCAUCUGCAAUGAGAUUGUUCAUCCUAACUGUCUUAAGGUAAAAGAUUCAAAUGGAGUUGUCAAUGAUGAGUUGCCAAACUGCUGGGAGUGCCCAAAAUGCAACCAUGCUGGGAAGACCGGGAAAGCCUCAAAGCAAAAAAGGGGGCCAGGGUUUAAGUACGCGUCAAACCUUCCUGGCUCCCUACUGAAAGAACCACGGUUAAACCGGGAUUCAAAAGAGGAGCCUGACCUGCCAAUGGUGGCUACAGCAACUGUUACUGCUUUGACUACCACAACUGCAGUGAAGAGAAAGGCAGAGCGGGAAGAAUGCCCUAAGAGGAAAGAGGAAGAGCCUCCAAAGAAACGCCCCCCCUUGCUGUCUCUGGAUGGUACGCCCCGACCAAGGCUUGAAGACAACCCACUAAGGAAAAAGAGGAAACUUUUUGACACUAAUGAUGAACCCGUCAUUGUGAAAAAGAAGAAGAAGCUUUCAAAACUGGAUGAUCCCUUGACUCCGAAGCUGUUGCGGCAAAUCAAGGCAGAGAACGAUCACGGUGAUGAAGACGACGACCAGGAGGACCAUGACGAAGAUGGGUUUUCCUUGGACAGGAUUCAUGUAAAGGAGAAAAAAGAGUAUGAUGUCGAGGAGCAAGAAGACGAGAAGGGAGAGGAAGAGGAGACUGUGACAAAGGAGAGAGACAGUAGUGCAGAGGACAAAGUCAAGGUCCUGUUAAGUCCACUGCUAAGAACAUCCGCAGCCAGAGAAAGUGACCAAUCGUCUUCCAACUCUCCAAGAGCGGGGCCAAGCAGCGAAUCAGGAGAUGCUCAGGAGAGGAGCUCCGUCCAACUGAAGGCUCGCCACCAGCGUCGACGCCUCCCCAACAAAGAACUGAGCAAAGAGUUCAACCAGGAGAUGCCCAAGACAGAAGACUGUCUGUCCAACCAGAACCACGGCUCAGUGAAGACGGAGGACAGCCCAGCCAAUCACAAUCGACGACCACUGAAAAAUGAGGACUCUGUGACCAAUCAGAAUCGUAAACCACUGAAAACAGAGGACCCAACCACUAAUCAGAGCCGCAGGGCUCUUAAAAUGGAGGAAGGUCUGGCGAAUCAAAACCGACGGCCACUAAAAACGGAGGACAGCCUGGCCAAUCAAAACCACAGGCCCGUUAAACCAGAGCCCGAGAAUGAAAUAGACGACCAAAAGCCACGAUGGCCUCUUAAUAACGGCAGCGGCGACCUGGGCGACUGGCUGCGACACAGGGGACGGGAGGUGAACGAGACGCCGCGCGGUUUCUCACCGCUCAGCUGGAACAGAACCACACCGAUCACAUCGAUAUGCCCCCGCCCACUCCCCUGCCGCUCACCGCCAAAAUGUAUCCAAAUGGAGCGCCAUGUGAUCCGGCCCCCUCCCAUCAGCCCUCCGCCCGACAGACUGCCGCUGGACGACGGCGAGGCACACGUGAUGCGAAGAGAGAUGUGGAUGACUGUGUUCAGCCACUUGACUCACAGAGAUCUUUGUGUCUGCAUGCGCGUCUGCAGGACCUGGAACAGGUGGUGCUGUGACAAGAGGCUUUGGAAACACAUCAAUCUGAACCGCUGUAAGUCCAUCACACCUCUCAUGCUGAGCGGUAUCAUUCGGAGACAGCCAGCAGCUCUGGACCUCAGCUGGACCAACAUCUCCAAGAAACAGCUCAGCUGGCUCAUCAACAGGCUGCCAGGCCUGCGUGUGCUGCUGUUGUCAGGAUGCUCCUGGGUGGCGGUCUCUGCUCUUUGCACCUCCAGCUGUCCUCUUCUGCGAACUCUGGAUGUUCAGUGGGUUGAGGGACUGAAAGAUGCCCAGAUGAGGGACCUGCUGUCGCCUCCUACAGAUAACAGGCCAGGUCAGUUAGACAACAGGAGUAAGCUGCGUAAUGUGGAGGAUCUGCGCCUCGCAGGCUUGGACAUCACAGACACGUCUCUGCGCCUCAUCAUACGUUACAUGCCCUCAUUGUCCAAGCUGGACCUCAGCUACUGCAACCACGUCACCGACCAGUCCGUUAACAUCCUGACCGCUGCAGGGACGACCACCAGAGACUCGCUCACUGACAUCAACCUGUCAGUCUGUAACAGGGUCACAGACCAGUCCCUGACCUAUUUCAAGCGCUGUGGAAGCAUAUGUCACAUCGACCUGCGGUACUGCAAACAGGUGACCAAGGAAGGGUGCGACCAGUUCGUUGCAGAAAUGUCAGUCAGCGUGCAGUUUGAACUGAUAGAAGAGAAACUGCUGCAAAAGAUCAGUUAGGCAGAGGAGCACGGAAGACAUUGACUCGUGGUAAAACUACUGUCCACAUGGAGGCAGCAGAUGACUGUUUGCUUCUGGAGAACGACGCUGUGUUUCAUAAACAUCUGCGCGCCACUAAACAUAGACGGUGUCUCUUUCUGUAAUAACUGAUACUGAAGCUGUGCUGCUAAGCCAGAAUGUAAAAAUGGAACAUUUUGUUGUUGUUUGCACCUGUUUAUAAGUUAUUUAUUUCUUUAUAUUGAUUGUUUAUGUAUUGUAUCAUGAUUAUCUUUUGGUGUUUUAUAGAUUAUUUUUUGUUCCAAUGCAAAGUCUGUUGCAUUAUAGAGUAAUAUUUUUGUAUCAGAAAGUGUUUAAUACAUUUAUGUGCAGCAUUGAUUGCACCACUGUACAGUAUCAUAGCAUUGAAACUGAUAAUCAAUCGGCAUUACUGUUAAGCUCUUUAUUGUUGAGAGGCGAGUUCUAAUGAUUUGUUGCCAAACUGUAGGAUGGUAGCUUGUUUAUGCGUGGGUGUUUUUAACAUUUUAUUUCACUGUUUCUGAUUGGACAAAGGUACUGUACAUUUUGUUUUCCAUAUAAUGGUACCAUGUCAAAGUUUAAAAAGUUAUUUGCACUGAUGCAGUCAAUAUGAAUACACAGAUGUAUUCACACAUACACUAUACAGUGUAGUGUAUAAAGCGUAUUUUUUCAACACUACAGUGUUCUGCUAAUUGUACUAACGGCUUCUUGUUAACUGGGUUGUACUAAGACAUACUCUCUGCCAGGCUCCAUCACUCAUUAGUAUCAUUGGUGCUUUGUGAAAGGAAGCAUUUUAGCUCUGCAUGCAGCAAAGAAAUAUGUUUACACCACAGUCAAUAGAUUUAGUAACUGUUAAACAGUAUAACCACCCUUUUAUGCCUUUAUGUCUUUAGCUUAACUCCAUAUGAUUUAAAAAAAAUUACAGUCAGUGCUGGAUCAUGCAAGAAAGAAAGAAUCAGCAAAGUCCAGGAAUAGCAUAUUACAUUUGCAAAAAUCUUUUUGAUGAGACAGUUUUCUACCAUAUGACAGAAGUGACAUGUGUAACUCAGGCGUAAUCAGUCAAAGGGGCUGAAUGAAAAAUGAAAAAGGAUUCUUACUUAUUUUCACCUGAAAAAGGGUCAUUUAUUCAGUAUAUUUCAAAAUUGUCAUGACCCCAGGAAUUUGAGUAUAGCAUUGUGAUGUAUUCUGUUUCCAAGGGGCGGGAAUUAAUAUAUAUUUUAUUUAAAACGUAUGAAGCCAGUAUUUGUGAAUCCACAUCAGUCUCCGUAUGAGCUUCUGAACACAAGGUUGAGACCAAAUACACUUUAUACAGUGUUUUUUUGAGUGUGAAUUGGAUCAUAGGCCCUAGAUGUACCUGUCAUUUAAAGACACCUUUUCUGAAAGAUUUCUGCAAAUGUACAAGAGAAAAUAUAUUUAGUUUGUUCUUUUUUUCUUAGUCAGAAAUUCCACUGAAAUAGACAUUUAUUACCACUGGUUGUUUUCUUAUUAAGUUUUAUUUUUUGACUUUUAAACAUACAAAACCUAUGGCAUCAGUCAGUAGCAUUAUCAGAAGUAUUGUUGUUAUGCUUUCAUUCAUCAUAAUAUUUAAAGUUAUAUAAACAAUUGCAAAUGUUGCUCUUGGAACUCAAUAGUUUAAUGAUUUGAUAGGUUUGUGUUUUUCCUGAAAACUAAACUUUUUUAGAAGUAAAAGUCUUUGUGUAACUUUUGAAUAGCACUUGAUACUGUUCAGUGGAUGGGUUUACAUUUAAACUUUUUUUUUUUUUUUUUUUAAGUAAAACAACCAUGUCUCCAUGAAAUAUUUUAGUACAUUACUGUAAAUGCUCAAUCUGUACAUAAUGUACAUGUAAAGCCUCUAGGAAAAGUUAAGUCAACCUUUGAGAUAUUAAAUCCAUUUUAAAUACUGA
This is a messenger RNA of Micropterus dolomieu (smallmouth bass), 6508 nucleotides long. It is a transcript of the gene kdm2bb, whose product is annotated as lysine-specific demethylase 2B. Gene Ontology annotation, molecular function: zinc ion binding; DNA binding; histone demethylase activity. Gene Ontology annotation, biological process: regulation of transcription by RNA polymerase II; protein demethylation. NCBI's taxonomy places the organism in Eukaryota, Metazoa, Chordata, Actinopteri, Centrarchiformes, Centrarchidae. Bases 438 to 4589 code for a protein of 1383 amino acids. The record is from RefSeq and is a predicted model, not a curated record. The transcript has 21 exons.